AUGAAUGGUGAAUCCGAGCCAACAAAUUUAUUUUCUACUCCUUCGCCAGUUGUCCAGAACUCUACUACUAUGUUACCAUCCGAAACUAGACGUCGUAAAAAUCGAUCUGCUAUUUGGAAUGACUUCAAGCUAGAUAUUAACUCCAAAAAUAUAGUUAUAUGCAACCAUUAUGAUAAGAAGCUCAAGUAUAAUGGGACGAGUUCGAUGAUAACACAUUCUAAGAUUUGCAAGAGCAACCCAAAUAAUGAUUUUAACAAGAGGCAACGAACACUUACACCCUCAAUGAAUAGUGAAGGCCAUGCUCUUUCUUCCCCUUCAGUUUCAAGGUUUGAUCAAGAGAAAUUGCGGCAUUUACUCGUGAAAGUGUUUGUAGACUUGGAGUUACCUUUCACAAAAGUGGAGCAUCCAGAUUUUCAUGAAUUUGUAAAUGGCUUGAAUCUAAAAUUCAAUAAUAUAUCGCGUACUACACUUGCACGUGAUAUUUUGUUGCUAUGGGAUGCAAAAAAGGAAAAAAUUGAAACUUUCUAG
This is a messenger RNA of Lathyrus sativus (Indian pea), 528 nucleotides long. The record is from the annotation of a GenBank genome assembly. NCBI's taxonomy places the organism in Eukaryota, Viridiplantae, Streptophyta, Magnoliopsida, Fabales, Fabaceae.